Molecule: messenger RNA, 2040 nt
Organism: Lingula anatina
Lineage: Eukaryota; Metazoa; Brachiopoda; Lingulata; Lingulida; Lingulidae
Product: adhesive plaque matrix protein 2
Source: RefSeq, a predicted model, not a curated record
UCAACCAAUCAGUGAUGGGAUUGUUGCCGCUGCUUGUUCUGGUAUUAAUGGUGUAUGUCUCGGUCAUUGACUCACAAGCGAGGUGUGGGGAAAAUGCUGUAUGCAUUUAUGAAAGCUUUGGGCUGCAUGUUCCACAAAGGAAUGAGAGGUGCGACGAAAAUCUUGGCUACAGAUGUGUUUGCAACAAUGGUUAUGAAGGGGACGGAUUUAAUUGCACCAGACCAGUGAGGUGUGGGGAAAAUGCCAUAUGCAUUCAUGGACCUUUUGGGCAACAAGUUCCAUUCAUGAGAGAGAGGUGCAAUGAAAAAUAUGGCUACCAAUGUGUUUGCGCCGAUGGUUAUGAAGGGGACGGAUUUAAUUGCACUAACUCCUGCAAUCCUAACCCUUGUCUCAAUGGUGGGACUUGCACAAAGCCACCUGAACAAGCUUUCCAAUGCAACUGUACCAAUCAUUAUUCUGGACAAUAUUGCACUGCAGCUAAGUGUGGGGAAAAUAGCGUAUGCACCCUUGGAUCCGUUGGGAUGCAUUUUCCAUUGAUGAAUGAGAGGUGCGAUGAAAAAUAUGGCUACCGAUGUGUUUGCAAAAAUGGUUAUGAAGGAGAUGGAUUUAAUUGCACCAGACCAGUGAGGUGUGGGGAAAAUGCCAUAUGCAUUCAUGGACCUUUUGGGCAACAAGUUCCAUUCAUGAGAGAGAGGUGCAAUGAAAAAUAUGGCUACCAAUGUGUUUGUCCCUUUGGUUAUGAAGAGGACGGAUUUAAUUGCAUCAGAAAAACCAAAUAAAUCUCCCAAAUAAAGCAAUGUAAUGAAAAAUCUGCUAAAGAAGACGUCAAUUUGAAGCAACCAGAACUACACAAUUAUCUAAAAAUCACAGAUGGAAGUCAGAUUUAUUAAGAAAAAUACUAAUAAAAUCAUAAUGGUUCCACAUUAAGUAUAUUAAUAUCAUUCUUACAGUAUGAUUCUUUGAGUGAAAUUCAGGAAAAUCCCAGUAUAACCCCAGAUGAAACCCUAUCACAACCGUUGUGGAAAAACUCAAAAACUGAAAUAGAUGGAAAAACUAUUUUCCAUACAAGAUGGUGUAAAAAGGGUAUAUUUUAUAACAAUUAUAUUAUAAAUGAUGUUUGAAAUUUCCUCCCACCUAGAGGAACUAAAAGAACCUUAACACUAUCUUUCUGGACUAAUUCAGUGUCCCAUGGAAGGAAAUUACACAUAGCAUCCCAUGAAACAAUUGUUUUGAUUAAAAAAAUUACUGAACCAUCCAAAAAAAAAAAAAAAAAAAAAAAAAAACACCUCCAAGGCCAUAUGAUAUCACCAGAUAAAUGUGUAGGUGAAUGGCAUACAAAUAUAAAAAAAAAAAAACUAAAGUAAUGAUAAUUGGCAACUAACAUUUAAGAAACAGGUCACAUGUAACUGACAAAACAUCAAUCCAGAAUAAAUCAUAAAAUAUUCAGUACUAAUGUUUACCUUAUUAAUUUUUUUAAAAGAAUCAGAACAGUAUGAAUUUUGCAAUACUGCUAAGGAAAUAUUCUUCACAUUUUUGGGGAUUCAGUCAUUGCCCACAUGUUCAAAAUGUUUGGACAUGCCUCAUUUGCUCCAUUAAAGAUAAUUUAGGUGUGGUCAUUGUGUGGUCCAGCGAUUUUUGUAUUUGGGCUUGUAUAUGUACAUGCGUACAACAUUUAUGUACCUAUCUUAAAAAUAAAGGGAUAUUUUUUAAAAUAUAUGUAGAAUGAGAACAAAAAUCCCAAGAUGGGAAAGAACUGGAGGAUAUGUUAAAUACUACAGAGAUAUUUGUAUAAAUUCUUUAUAUGUAUACAGAAGAAAAAACAAUAUUAUAUUGAAAGAAAUUUAGAAAAUUUUAAUUGUAUAUUACAAUUAAAUUGAUGAGCACCCAUCUAGGAAUAUACUUCUUGGUAUUUUACUGUAAGAUUAAACAAGUUUUAAGUUAAAAAUGGUCAAUCUCUGUUUCCAUCCUUAGCUGCACUACUGGAAUUCUAUAUUUUUAUUCUGAGACAGAGAGAGAGAGAGAGAGAGUGUGUGUGUGUGA